AUGACGUUAAAUUUAGAAAGUUGCGACAGUUUGCCUCCCGACGAGGAGCCAAAAUUAAAGUACGAUAGAAUGGGAAAUGAUGUUCAAAAUAUUUUACUAAAAGAUGCUGUGAGCUGCAUAUGUGUGCACACAAAGUUCAUAUGCCUGGGUACGCAAUGGGGAGUGAUACACCUUCUGGACCAUGAAGAUCAGAAUGGAGACUACAUUGCAAGCUGCUCAGAUGAUGGUAAAGUUCUCGUAUACGGUCUGUACACUGGAGACAACACCCAUAAUUUGACUUUAGGAAGAGUGGUCAAGUCUGUAGCCCUGGAUCCCUACUAUUUUAAAUCAGGCUCUGGCAGAAGAUUCCUCACAGGUGAUAAUAAGUUAACAUUGUAUGAGAAAACAUUUUUAAAUCGUCUUCGUAGCACUAUUCUAUGUGAAUGUGAAGGAUAUGUGCAAGCUAUUUCAUGGCAUGAGAGAUUUGUCGCUUGGGCAAGUGAGGUGGGUGUCCGAGUCUAUGAUUUAGUAGCUAGAUGCUCUCUGGGCCUAAUACAAUGGGAAAAAGCCUACAAUCGAUCUAUUGAAGAUUUUCGCUGCAAUUUGUUGUGGUCGGCCCCUAAGACUCUAAUGAUAGGAUGGGUGGACACAGUUAGGAUUUGUAUUAUAAGAAAAAGAAGCCAUAUUGAACUACAAAGCCGGGAUGUUACAGAAUAUUUAGUAGACCCUGUAUAUACUUUUCAAACAGACUAUUAUAUAAGUGGAUUAGGUCCACUAGAUGACCAACUUGUAUUGUUGGGAGUGCCUAAGGAACUAGACUCUGAAAGUGGUAAAGCACAAAGACCUGUACUGUCUGUUGCAGAUUAUAAAGAUUGUGAGUUCUGUGAAGUCUCCACAGACAGCCUUAACAUUAGAGGUUAUGAGGAAUAUUCCUGCAACGAUUACUAUUUAGAUAUUCUUAUAGAAGAGAAUAGGUUUUUUAUUGUAUCACCAAAAGAUAUUGUGAUAGCAAGUCCUUAUGACAUCAACGAUAGAGUAAAUUGGUUAAUAGAACAUGCCCGAUUUGAAAAAGCAUUAACAGUAUUGGAAGAUGUGGGAGGGAAAACUACAAAGCAUUCACUUGUCACAGUUGGAGUGCAGUACCUAGACCAUUUAAUGCAUGAACAUCAAUUUGAAGAAGCUGCAAUAUUAUGUGCAAGGAUUUGUAAAAAUGAUAAAGUUCUAUGGGAAAAUCAAGUAUUAAAGUUUGCAGAAGUUAAUCAACUUAGAACAGUAAGUAACUAUGUGCCGAGAAACCUAGAUCGAGCACUGAGCUCUCACAUAUAUGAACUUAUUUUUUAUGAAUAUUUAAAAGUUGAUCCUCAAGGCUUCUUAAAAUUGGUGCAAGAGUGGAACCCCGCCUUGUACAAAACUGGAGUGAUUGUCAAGGAAGUACUGGAGCAUUUGCUGACAACUGAAGUAGAAAAGAAUACUUAUUUGGAAGCCUUGGCCCUACUCUAUUGCUACCAAAAAAAAUAUGACAAGGCUUUGACAGCUUACUUAAAAAUUCAGCACAAAGAUGUUUUUAAAUUAAUUGCUAAACAUAAAAUGUACUCUGUUAUAUAUGACAAAAUCCUUGACUUGAUGAAUCUCGACUGUGAUACAACCAUUCCUCUCUUGUUAUCCAAAGAAGCAAAAGUCCCAGUGGAAGUGGUUGAGAGACAGUUAAAAAGUCAUGAUUUAUACCUUUUUAAGUACUUAGAUGCCUAUAGCAAAGUAGAGCCCAAUGGAUCCUACCACGGAAAACUAGUUAAGUUGUAUGCAAAGUUUGCUAGGGAAAAAUUAUUACCAUUUCUAAAAUGUAGUGACAACUAUCCGAUCCAGGAGGCAUUGGAUAUCUGUCAAAGUAAUGAAUUCUACCCAGAGAUGGUGUUUCUGCUUGCCCGAAUUGGUAAUACACGAGAAGCUCUGCAAAUCAUACUUGAAAAAUUGAAAGACAUAAACCAGGCCAUAAACUUCUGCCAAGAGCACAAUGACAAGGAAUUGUGGACUGAUCUUAUCAGACAGACUGUUGACAAUCCCGAGUGUAUUACAUUAUUGUUGAAGAGAAUAGGAAACUAUGUUGAUCCCAGAAUGCUGAUACAAAACAUCCAGCCAGGUUGCAAAAUAAAAGACCUGAAGGAGUCACUUGUGAAAAUGAUGUGUGACUACCAUUUGCAAAUGUCUGUGCAGGAAGCGUGCAAAGUAAUAACUCUAAGAAACUACUUUGACCUACAUGAGAAGAUGAUAAUGACUCAACAACGCGGUGUAUCAGUUACAGAUGAGUUGUCAUGCAGUAUUUGUCAGGGCAGGAUUAUAAUGCGCGAUCUUUCUAGUGCGUCUGAUUUAAUUGUCUAUAAUUGCCGGCACUCCUUCCAUAUAGAAUGCUUGCCAGAAGGAGUGCGCGACGGAUGCAACAUUUGUACUGCUGUUAAAAUGUAA
This is a messenger RNA of Leptosia nina, 2439 nucleotides long. NCBI's taxonomy places the organism in Eukaryota, Metazoa, Arthropoda, Insecta, Lepidoptera, Pieridae. The record is from the annotation of a GenBank genome assembly.